Messenger RNA from Malassezia sympodialis ATCC 42132, 1932 nucleotides. It is a transcript of the gene PUS7, whose product is annotated as pseudouridine synthase PUS7. Gene Ontology annotation, molecular function: RNA binding; pseudouridine synthase activity. NCBI's taxonomy places the organism in Eukaryota, Fungi, Basidiomycota, Malasseziomycetes, Malasseziales, Malasseziaceae. The record is from RefSeq and is a predicted model, not a curated record. Gene Ontology annotation, biological process: pseudouridine synthesis. Gene Ontology annotation, cellular component: nucleus.
AUGCCAAGCGCUGAUACGGACGCUCGCCCCGCCAAGCGCACGCGCACUGACGCGCCACACCGCCUGGGCGAGCGCGAUGUGGGCCUGCUCGAGUAUAUCCACGCCGACUGGCGGCCGCUGCACGCGAUCCUCAAGCAGCGCUACACCGACUUUCUCGUGCACGAAAUUGACCUAGGAGGCCACGUCACACGCAUCACCUCCCUCGCGCCACCGACCGACCUGUUCGUCCCUGCUGAAGCGGCCCCGGGGCAGUGGGAGGACCUCGCUCCGUACUUUGAUGCCGUCGACGCACUCAAGGCGCUCGCAGCCGAUGCGGACGCGGCCCCUGUCGACUCGCGCGCGCUGCCCGACAAGGCAGACCGCACGCGCGUGCACCAGCUGAUCCGCGAGCUCGCCGGCGCCACGCUCCAGUCAGAGGCGGCAACGCUUGGCGAUGGCACGCCCGCGAUCCGCGUCGCGCGCCGCUCCGCGGACGCCCGCGCCCGUCCCCGCGACGACCCGCGCUCCGAGGCGGUGGCGGCCCCGCCGUACAUUCACUUUACGCUCCAGAAGACGAAUCGCGACAGCCAGGAAGCACUCCAGUGGCUCGCGCGCUUCCUCAAGCUCGACAGCCGCGGGCGUGCGAGUGCGGCGAACCAGCUCAGCGUCGCUGGCACCAAGGACAAGCGCGCUGUAACGGUGCAGCGCGUCGCGCUGCAGCGCGGGCGGCGCACGGCGAUGGACGUGUGGAACAUGAUCAACCACAUUGGCCAGCCCGUCUCGAGCGCGCCUGGCGAGACAAGACGGCGCACACGCGAGCUUGCGCUCACGACGCGCGCAGAGCGGGGCCUGCGCAUCGCGCACCUGGCGUAUGCGUCGGCGCCGCUGCAGCUGGGCGACCUGAAGGGCAACCAGUUCACCAUUACGCUGCGCGACGUGCGCUGGGCAGACGAGAGCGCCGCGGACGUGCCCUCGCUCACUGCUGCGCUCACGCAGCAGGUGGCGCAAAUGGAGGAGCAUGGCUUCCUCAACUACUUUGGCAUGCAGCGCUUCGGCACGGGGCAGGUAUCGACGCACGCCGUCGGCCUCGCGGUGCUUCGCGGCGACUAUGCGGAGGCCGUGCGGCUCGUGCUGCAGGCGCCGGCGGACGAAGCGCCGGCGGACGAGGGUGCGCCGCCGGCUGUAGCCGCGGUGCGUGCGGCGCAGGCCGCCGUCGCUGCGCGCGACUACCGCGAGGCAUACCGGCUGUACCCCAAGACGUGUGUGGCGGAGCGCGCCGUGCUGGAGAAGAUGUGCUCGCCGCACUGGUCGCCGAACGAUGCGCUCGGCGCGUUCCAGCAUAUCCCGCGGUCGCUGCGGCUCAUGUAUGUGCAUGCGUACCAAUCGUACCUAUGGAACCGGCUUGUGUCGGAGCGCGUGCGGCGGCACGGCGCGCGCGCGCCCGUGGCCGGCGACAUGAUCGAGAAAGACGGCACGCACCGUGUGCUGACGGCCGAGGACGCAGCGCACGCCUCGAUCGAGCAGGUUGUGAUGCCGAUGCCCGGCGCCGAGGUGCACCUGCCCGAGGGAUGGCUCGCGGAUCUGUACACGGCUAUGCUGCAAGCCGACGGCCUCACGCCGCUCUCGCUCGCGUCGUCGCGGCAGCCCGAGUACCGCCUGAAAGGCGCGUUCCGGCGCAUGGUCCAGAAACCGGCAGGGAUGACAUGCUCGUUCCUGCGGUACGACGAUCCCGAUGCGCCGCUAUGCGCCACGGACGAGGAUGCGCUGCUGCACUCCGAGGCGCUACCGGCGGCGUCGGACGCGGCGCCGUACCUGGCGCUGCAGCUCGUGUUCCAACUGCCGCCGUCGUCGUAUGCCACGGUGCUACUGCGCGAGCUGCUGCGCACCGACACGAGUGCGCACGCGCACAAGGCCCUGACGAAGCAGGCACAGGAUGCGCGCGCAGCGGCUUAG